UGAGGCUUCUAGCUGGCACCUGUGCUGCGAACCCCCAGGAAGUGGGAGGCGCGGGCGCGCACUACAAGUCCCAGAAGCCCCCGCUUCCUGGAGACCGCGAGGAGCGGCGCAACGCCCGCUGGGAGUCGGUCGGAGCCGCCAAGAUGUCGCAGCCCAAGAAAAGAAAGCUUGAGUCGGGGGGCGGCGGCGAAGGAGGGGAGGGAGCUGAGGAGGAAGAUGGCGGAGAGCAGGAGGCGGCCCUGCCGCGACCCCGGAGGGCUAGGCGGGAGCGGGACCAGCUGUACUACGAGUGCUACUCGGACAUAUCCGUCCACGAGGAGAUGAUUGCGGACCGCGUCCGCACGGAUGCCUAUCGCCUGGGCAUCCUGCGGAACUGGUCAGCACUGCGGGGCAAGACUGUGCUGGACGUGGGCGCGGGCACCGGCAUUCUUAGCAUCUUCUGUGUGCAGGCCGGGGCCCGGCGCGUGUACGCGGUGGAGGCCAGCGCCAUCUGGCAACAGGCCCGGGAGGUGGUGCGGCUCAACGGCCUGGAGGACCGGGUGCACGUCUUGCCGGGGCCAGUGGAGACGGUGGAGUUGCCGGAGCAGGUGGAUGCCAUCGUGAGCGAGUGGAUGGGCUACGGACUCUUGCACGAGUCCAUGCUGAGCUCUGUGCUCUACGCGCGGACCAAGUGGCUGAAGGAGGGCGGUCUUCUCUUGCCGGCUUCCGCCGAGCUCUUCGUGGCGCCCAUCAGCGACCAGAUGCUGGAGUUGCGCCUAGGCUUCUGGAGCCAGGUGAAGCAGCUCUAUGGUGUGGACAUGAGCUGCCUGGAGAGCUUCGCCACGCGCUGCCUUAUGGGCCACUCGGAGAUCGUGGUGCAGGGUUUGUCUGGGGAGGAUGUACUGGCCCGGCCGCAGCGCUUUGCUCAGCUGGAGCUGGCCCGCACCGGCCUGGAGCAGGAGCUGGAGGCUGGGGUGGGCGGACGCUUCCGCUUCAGUUGCUACGGCUCGGCGCCUAUGCACGGCUUUGCCAUCUGGUUCCAGGUGACCUUCCCCGGAGGGGACUCGGAGAAACCGCUGGUGCUGUCCACUUCGCCUUUUCAUCCGGUCACGCACUGGAAGCAGGCACUCCUCUACCUGAACGAACCUGUGCAAGUGGAACAAGAUACGGACAUUUCCGGAGAGAUCACGCUGCUGCCCUCCCGGGAUAACCACCGUCUCCUGCGCGUGCUGCUGCGCUACAAAGUAGGCGACCAGGAGGAGAAGACCAAAGACUUUGCCAUGGAGGACUGAUCGUUGCCUUUUCUCCCAACUACCUCCCGAAUCUGCAGGACCCGCGUGGUAGAGGCGGAGGGGGGUUCGGAGGAGAAAGGGAGAUUCCACGUGCAAGUGUUUGGCAGUAUCAGCAUGGCUUUGUGUGAUGAGCGAUGUAUGACUGGACACCAGAUGAUCCAAAGGAAGUCCAAGCCCUUUGGAGUGACAACAUUUCCAGAAGGAUGAGAAUGUGACCUGUUCCAAUAUCCAGGCACUGUUCAGUCUCUGUGUGAACUGGCACUGAUUGCCUAGGGUCAUUUGGGCCACAGGAAGAACUGUCAGCCCUAAGAAGAGAAAGAAACGGUGAAGUUCUACCUGCUUUUUUCAGACAGCUUACAUUUAUUUAGCACUGUGAAACUUUCCAAAUAUUUACAUUCACUGGACCAAUGGACAUUUUAUUGAGAAUACCAGGUAACAGUCAUUGUGAGAAGCACUUAGGAUACAAACCAAUAAAACAUAGCUUUUGCUUCCAAAUAGAUGUGUUCAUAGGAUAAACCAGAAAGAAAAAUACAUAAAUGAUAACGGGCUAAAGACUUGGGAUGGUGUAAGUGUUAGGAAAGGCAGGUCACUUUACAUAGUAGGAAAAAGACUUUGUUACUGAAGGAUGCCUAUGGUUACAUAGCUAAUUCUUGACAGUUGAACACAAGUAUUUCAGUUCCUACCCCCAAACAACCUCUUAAUUUAAGAAGGUUCCAUUGGGAUAUAAGUCAUAGGCCUCAAAGAGCCACCAUAGGAUCUCAAGGUUGACAAUUACUAAUUACUAGGGACUUGGAAACAUACCAUGUACUCGUUUCCCUAAGAGGGCUAAUCAAGUGUGGCAUUCUUUCUGAAGCCUCCAGGAGAAAAUUCUCAAUGCAGUAGCAAAGAAAAGUAGAUACAUUCUGCCAUUCUGGUUAUAGGUACUUUGUGCUUGAGAUCAGAGAGGCAUCCAAUGAGGUGUUCACUAAUUUAAUGAUUUCAUAAACCAACUAUCUAACAAGUUCUAUGAUAAAUAAGCAAAUGGUACCCUCAACUGGAAUACAAGAGGGGAAUAAAAUCACCUAGACCGGGGCGCCUGGGUGGCGCAGUCGGUUAAGCGUCCGACUUCAGCCAGGUCACGAUCUCGUGGUCCGUGAGUUCGAGCCCCACGUCGGGCUCUGGGCUGAUGGCUCAGAGCCUGGAGCCUGCUUCCGAUUCUGUGUCUCCCUCUCUCUCUGCCCCUCCCCCGUUCAUGCUCUGUCUCUCUCUGUCCCAAAAAUAAAUAAACGUUGAAAAAAAAUAAAAAAUAAAAAAAAAUCACCUAGACCAGUAAUUUGCAUACAUUAUUUAACCUGGAAGAAUUCAAUCCAGCCAAAUCUUAACCUCUGCUGAAGCAAGAAUGAGAAGCCAGCCCUUUUGUCAACUGUAACCUUAAAAUUCCUCUCAAGUGCAGAAUUCCUCUCUAUGUUACUUAUCACAGAUUAUGAGGACCUCACAGAAAGAUGUGAUGUAAAGAGGAAGAUGAUAUAAUGAGACUAUUCCUCAAAACAUUGCAUAUGCAUGUAGGAUGAGACAUUUGAAACAAAAAAUCUGGAUCUACCUAAGCACAAAAUUGUAAUAAAAACUAAGACAUGACCAGUAACAUUGGAAUUGUGCUCCUCUGGGAGCUUUGAUGAUUAAGUUCAUUAUUUAUAAUAACUUGGAAUAAAGACUGAUGAAUUUUUUAGUUGAUUGGGUAGCUUUUUAACUUUCAACAAAUACAGAAAGCUGUAAGGAAGGAAAAAAAUUCCUCCUUUGUUCAUGCUGCCCCCUGCACAAAAAGGAAGGUGGGGUGGAGGUAAAUCUUCCCCACACUUUUUUAAAGUGCUUUACCAGUGUUCUUGCAAUCAGAUGAAAGAGGUACUUGUGAAAACCUUCCCAGUCUGUAAUAUUUUGCACUAAAAAUGGCGAACUUCAGGGAAAAUUAGUUUGGGUGGACAGUUAAAACUUAUGUAACUUUGUAACCAAGAGUACUAAGAAUACCAAUAAAGAUAGCAGCAGUUAGAAAAAAAAAGAUGCUAGUCCUAAUAAUACUGCAGUAAAUAAGAUAGUGUGAUGGAAGAAAAAAAGGAAGAGUUACUGAGAAAGCAGAAUGCACAAAAAUGGAUUGAAGGUGUAAUAAACAUUUCAGGACACAGCAUGUGGCCAAACAGUGCCAAGAGGAAGAAUAUAGGGUGUGACAGGUUUUUGACUCGCAUCAACUGUGUCCUUAUACCUUAUGUCAGGUGGUUGUUGCCUGGUGAGAGGAGUCAACCGACUAACCAAUGUCCGUCCACGUUAUGUUCUGACAUUGUUCCUCUAUUUACCAAUACCAUUUGAGUUUAUUCAUUUAUAGAAACAUGCAUGACAGUAGAACAUUCUGUCCUUUGUUCUAUUUCCAGAAAUUAAACCAAUUUGAUAUUCCA
Molecule: messenger RNA, 3694 nt
Organism: Felis catus (domestic cat)
Lineage: Eukaryota; Metazoa; Chordata; Mammalia; Carnivora; Felidae
Gene: PRMT6
Product: protein arginine methyltransferase 6
Exons: 2
Coding region: 144-1271 (375 amino acids)
Biological process (GO): peptidyl-arginine methylation
Molecular function (GO): protein-arginine N-methyltransferase activity
Source: RefSeq, a predicted model, not a curated record